This is a messenger RNA of Bursaphelenchus xylophilus (pine wood nematode), 2928 nucleotides long. The record is from the annotation of a GenBank genome assembly. Lineage: Eukaryota; Metazoa; Nematoda; Chromadorea; Rhabditida; Aphelenchoididae.
AUGGUAGUCGAGGACGAGUUCAAAAAGGUGAGUCAUCUUUGCUAUAAUUCCUGUAGUAAGGGAAGUAGUAGAGUCUGCGGAUUUCUAUAUGGCUCAGUUGUUUUGUCUGGGUCUUGUUUGUCCAGACCUUAUCCAUCACUUCCCUUUGUGUUUGAUUCCUUAGGAAACAUACAAUUAAUAGAAAAUAUAAAAUUGUUUAAUUUCAAUUAAGUGGAUUUAAGUAUUAAUUUACUUUUGGUUUUCGGAAACAACAUGAUGAUAAAUGGUUUCAGGUAGAAGUGCAGCCAGACGAAUUCAAUGGUUUAAUUGGGAGCUUGGCCGGCAAUUUCAUCAGAGAUAAAGUCGGCGGCGGAGCUGGAGAUCUUCUUGGUGGUCUAGCCGGCAAUUUUCUGAGUGGAAAUGGAGGCCGCGGCGGCGGAUUCGGAGGUCCUGGUGGGGGAGGUGGUGGUGGAGAUCUUGGGAAUAUUCUGGGAGACCUCUUAGGAGGAGGCGGAGGAGGCCGACGUCCUCAGCAGGACUUUGGUGGUGGGGGUUUCGGAGGCGGCGGAGGAAGCCGUGGUGGAGGAUUUGAUAUGGGAGAUCUGGCUGGAGUCAUCGGUGGACUGGCCGGAGGUGGUGGCCGUGGAGGCGGUGGCGGAGGAAAUGAUAUCGGCAGUCUACUUGGAGGUAUGUAUAUAGAUAGCAAAUCUAAUGUAAAUGCAGGUCUGAUUGGUGGAGGUGGUGAUCGUGGUCGAUAUGCUGGCGGUGGAAGCAAUGUGAACGACCAUUUCUUAUCCGGUGGAGUUUGUGAUAUGAUCGGGAACCUGAUUGGAGAAGCGGCUCACCGAUUCCUGGGUGUUAAUCCUCAAACUGGCCGUAUUAUUGGUGCUGUGGCCGGGAAUGUCAUUUUUCAAUUGGGCGGAAAAGAUAACAAACUGAGCAAUGUUGGAAAAGUCAUCUUAGAUAACAUAAUUUCGGGAAAAUUCCAAAGAGAUGUAAGCAUUUCUUUCAUAGAUGGAAUACAUUUUUUAUUUACAGGUGGAUCCCUUCAUUAAACCCGAGCCAGUUCCCACUCCUGGUCCCCCAGUUAGACGAGGGGAAGCGGUCGAUUUCUACGCUGAACGAGAACGAUGUCUUCAGGAGAAGAGACUUUUCGAAGAUCCCGACUUCCCUGCUGACGACAGUUCCCUCUAUUACAGUAGACGAGCUCCCAAAAGAGUCAGCUGGCUUCGUCCUGGAGUAUGUUUUUGUCGUGGUACGCAAUUGUCGCCAUUUUGUAUUAAAAAGAUGCAAUUUGCAGGAGAUUGUCCGUGAACCUCAGCUUAUUUCCGAGGGGCACACUCGCUUUGAUGCCAUCCAAGGAGAACUCGGUGACUGUUGGUUGAUGGCUGCAGCUGCCAAUCUGACCUUAAGAGAUGAACUCUUCUACCGUGUGGUUCCUCCAGAUCAGAGUUUUACCGAGAACUAUGCCGGUAUCUUCCACUUCCAGUUCUGGCAAUAUGGUCGAUGGAUUGAUGUUGUCAUCGACGACAGACUUCCAUGCGAUGAUGAAGGAAAGUUGUUGUACAUGCAUUCUCGCGAGAACAACGAGUUCUGGAGUGCUCUUCUCGAGAAGGCAUACGCCAAAUUGUAUGGUUCCUACGAGGCCCUUAAAGGAGGUACCACCUCGGAAGCGUUGGAGGAUAUGACUGGAGGACUUACCGAGUUCUACGACUUGGCCAAUCCUCCAGAGAACCUUCUGCAACUGAUUGUAAGAGGGUUUGAGAUGGGUUCUUUGUUCGGAUGCUCGCUGGAAGCUGAUCCCAACCAGUGGGAAGCUAGGUUGCCAAAUGGUCUUAUUAAGGUAAAAUAAAUUCUUGCUGCUACUCGCCUAUACUUGCGACUUAAAGUCCAGACAAUUUGCACAGUGCGUCUUUCGCAAAUUUUUUGCGUUUGUUGCCGCAACUUACCGUUUUUGCACUAGCGACAUGCGCUUAUGCACGAGCUCACUCCACGUGCGGCGACAAAAUUGUCGGGACUUUAUGGCGCGUGAUAAGUAUUUUUUUAAAAUGAUUUUCUAAUUUCCAGGGUCAUGCUUACAGUAUUACUGCUGUUAGAAUUGUGGACACACCCAGAGGAAAGGUCCCCCUUCUUCGCAUCAGAAACCCCUGGGGCAAUGAACACGUAGGUUCUUGAUACUUUACUUUUUAACGAUUUGAAUAAUGUUUUAGGAAUGGAAUGGCGCAUGGUCAGACAAUUCCUCUGAAUGGAAUUCGAUCUCUGAAGACGUGAAAUGUGACAUGGGACUGACUUUUGCACACGAUGGAGAGUUUUGGAUGUCUUUUAAAGAUUUUGUACAGAAUUUCGAAAAGAUGGAGGUCUGCAAUCUGGGUCCUGAGGUGAUGGAAGAGAUCUUUGAGAUGACUGGAGUCAAGGCUAACAAAGAUGUCUGGGCCACAAACUCCCAUGAUGGAUCUUGGAGACAGGGAUCUACAGCUGGUGGUUGUCGCAACUACCUUAAGUCCUUCGCUCGCAAUCCACAAUACCGGAUUAAAUUGACAGAUAAGGACCCCAACGACGACGAUGACUUAUGCACCAUCAUCGUUGCGGUUAUGCAGAAAUACCGUCGUGAACUCAAGAACGCCGGCCAAGAGAAUCUUGCCAUCGGAUUUGCUAUUUAUGAUGCGAAUGGAUACAGCGGUCGUUUGGAUACCGAGUAUUUUGCCAAUAAUAAGAGUUGUGGCCGCAGUCCUGCCUUCAUCAAUCUCCGUGAAGUCUCUGGUCGUUUCCGUGUCCCUCCAGGAGAAUAUGUAAUCGUUCCGUCCACAUACGAACCCAAUGAAGAGGGAGACUUUAUGCUCCGAGUAUACACUAGUGGGCUCAUCGAGUCAGAGUAAGUUCUUCCCCAUCAAACACGUGUCAAGGACCCUUAAAAUUAAUUAAUCCUUUAUUUGUUUCAGAGAACUUUAA